UAACCGCCUUGGGAUGACUGAUCACGAUGUUUUCCAACGCUCAGGUUUCUCUUUCAGCGCUGUUUGCUAGCUUUGUAAUCCUUUUAAUUACAGGGAACUGACGCCACCAGUCUUUCAGAUUAAUUAUUUAAAUGUUUUAAGCCGCUGGUUUUCCCUAAUGCUGCUUGAUGACAUUUGCUUCAGUCCUCUGGGCAACGACCACCACUUGACGGUAAACUGGAGUUAAAUGAAUGCCGCUAAUGAACUUGUGUGGAAAAUACCUGCAGAGGAGCAGCGAUCUGUGGGGUUUUUAAGAUGCUUUUGACUGGAAGUAGAGCUAGAUUUCAGCAGGGGUGAGCACACUUUGAUCCAAACAAGAUGCCUGCCAGAGGCUGCGCUUUGCUCGGCGUGAUGCCUCUUCUUCUGAACGCCGCCUCGGGGUUCAGGCUGUGCCCCAGCACCUGUCUGUGCUACGAGUCCUCAGACCUGGUGGACUGCAGGUCCCGAGGCCUGGACCGGGUCCCCUCCAGCGUCCCCCACAGCUCCUGGCUGCUGGACCUCAGCGCCAACAAGCUGACGGAAGUGCGAACCAGAUCCUUCAUCGGACUGUGGUCGCUGAAGAUCCUGCUGAUGUCCAACAACAGCAUCCAUGUUGUGCAGCCACAGUCUCUGUCGUCGCUGCAGUUUCUGGAGAGGCUGGAUUUGAGUUUCAACCGGCUGCGUUGGCUCCCUCAGGACUUCUCUCAGAGGCUUUCGUCCCUCCAGGAGCUCCGGCUCGACCACAACCUGCUGCAGCACAUCGACUCCACAGCGCUGCAAGACUCCGACAACCUGAGGAAACUGGACCUCAGCUACAACCGCAUCCGAGCCAUGGACGUCAAGGCCUUCAACAGCCUGUCUCGCCUGAGCCUUCUCAACCUGGAAGGAAACCGGCUGAACGUGCUUCGAGACGGCCUGCUGAGCCGACAGCAGAGCCUGGAGGUGCUGCUGCUGAGCCACAACAACAUCUCGGAGAUCGAGUCCGAAGCUCUAUCUCCUCUCAGAAGCCUCACUGUGCUGGGCCUGCAGGGUAACAAGCUGACGCACAUCAGGUUCAAGACCAUCCUGAAGCUCCAGACAACCCGCACCCACCUCCAGAUGUCCCUGAACCCCUGGACCUGUGACUGUGAGCUGCAGCGCGUCUUUGGCAAGAUCCACUACGUUCGACAUCUGCAUAUUGAGGACUACAAGGAAAUCAUCUGUCAUUCUCCCGCUCAGCAGGCCGGAGGAUCUCUGGCCUCCCUGGACAGCCAGCUGUGUUUGGUGGAGACGGCCUCGGUGUUCGUCAUCACCAUCACCGUGAUGCUCGCCGUGAUCGGAGCGCUGGUCAAAGCAGAGCGCAAUCGGAAGAACAAACAGCUGCAGAGCGACGCAGAGUCACAAGACAAGAAAAACUACGGCUAUUAAUCAGGAGCACAGGUUCUAUGACUGACUUCUGGCCUCGUCUGGAUGCUGCUGCUCAAUAGCUUGUUGUCAACUGCAACCAUCUGUUGUCCUUUUUGAGACUUUUUUUCUAUUUUUAUGGCAACCACUGGAGAAAAACUGAGGAAAAAAGUGUAGAAUGACCCUUUAGAAUACAGGAAAUGGACAGAAUGAAGAGCAUUAUUGCAUUAUUGAUACAGUUUUAUAGUAAACAAUCUAACGAAUAGGUGGAAUUUACAUAUAUUUUAAGUGACAGGUUCAUGAUUAUCCUCUUUUCUGGCCCACAAACUUUUAUUUUGAAAAGUUGACUGAAAGGCCUCAACUACACCUAAAUGUGAAAACAAGUUUUUUUUCUACAAUGAUAUAUAUGCUGUAUAUCGCAACAAAAACAGAAUUUAGGUGUUUAAAAAUAAACUAAUCUUCAUGUAAGUGACUGCAGGCUUCAAUUAGCAUCCACUCACAGACAUCUAGAAAACUUUUCUAUUUCUGUCUGAAGUCAUGUUAAAAUCACACAUUCUAAUUUCUUUAGCAGCAGCAGCAGCACAUGUGGAAACUUUAUCACAACAAUCACCACAAACCAAACAAGAAACACAAACUCACCAGUCCGGCAGGUUUAAGGUAGUUCAGUGAGAUUAGCAUUUUAGCCUCCACUUACAGCAGUACAACUGCAUUAAUAUGCUAAUUCUGUCCUGCCCUGACCCUGUAGAGUUUGACAAAUGACCUAGAUAUAAUUACUUGGUCUUAAUGGAAAAAUGAAAGCUCAAAGGUGAGCACUGACACAAUCCAGAGUCAGUACAAAAACAUGUGAAAAGGCUUUCUGCAUAUUUAAUCAGACAUCCGGUAAAUAUUCUCACUGAACACGGAGCUGCCUCGCUUAUAUUCAGCGUUUCAUCCUGAGCAACACUGUUUACUUCACCUAGAGUUCAGUUUUUAUCGUGUUUUUAUAAACAGUUCACCUACACGUUUCAGUGAAAUUAAGCAGCUGAAACUUCUCAGAUUUAGACAGAAAUCACGUAAAUUAAUGAUUACAUAUAAAACGUGAACAUUACACAGAAGAUACAAAAGCUGUGUUUAUUAAUGAAAACCUACUUACAGUCAUGUACGCACGAGUUAAAAGCAAUAAGCAUAGCCCUCCUGUUUCAUUGGCAAUACAACAUCCCCUCACCGGCAGCUUCAUUCAGUGAAGCUGUGAAAUCUAAUGCAAUCCAAUUAGUGGCAUCAGCGACGCUAGUCGACCUCUACAGGUCUGUCACGCAUGUAAACUUCUACAAGCAAACAGAUCAUACAGUUUUACUGCCGUGCAUACUUUAUAAAGUUAAAGGUGUACUAAGAAAGUAGUCCCUCUGUCUUAGCUCACAGUUUUAAAGAAUAAGAUUUGGAUAUGCUAAAUCUUACUGGUCACGCUCCAACUGUUGAAUUUUCAUGAUAUUUGGCAUGUUUUUGCAUAAUCUUUGACAACAAUUUUCCGUUUAGAUGAACCAACAUGUUGGAAACAGCUGACAGUGACAGUUAAAGGAUUAUUUUACAUCCAAACCAGGAGUUCUGUGGUCUGCUGUCCCCUAAAAUCCAACACAACAGCUCUGCCAUAGACGUAUUUUCUAAAUUUAAGUCGAUUCUACCUUGUUACUGAGGUCAAAGCGUGUGGCUGUGGUGUACUGGACAUUUAAGGGUUUCUAAUAUUUGUAUGUCAGUUCAGUUCUAUCCAGUCCACCACCCACUAUGACCUCAGUAAUAAUGGAGAAUAACCUUUUUCACAACAGAAACUUCAAAAAUGCAAAGAGUUUAUAGCAGAACUCCUCUGUGUGAAUGCAUCAGAUUUCACAAAUCAACCUAAUAAAGUGGCUGGUGAGUCUAAGUUUCCCUUUAUUUGUAAAAUACUGAAACCAUUAUACUGUAAAAAGUGAUUACACUGUUUAAGACUUCUUUUUUUGGAGUAAAACUUCCCUGUAGAUUUACAGUACCCCUGAUUCUCAGUGUCAAAACAGAAACAAAACGUGUAAACAUAAAUUUAAAUAAAUAAUUAAAAUUGCAAAAAAAAAAGGAAACUUGUGUUUCUCUUUUUCCUGUAAAAGCGAAAGUUACCAGCUAGCAGGCGAGGACAAUCGAUGCAGCGUACAUCCAACCGUCUCGUCCCGGAGUGAUUCAAUCCUGAGGCGUCACCAGAAACAGAAAGAUCAAUAAUCUCCUCCUGCGUAAGAACUCCUCAGCCUAGAAAAGUCGUCUGUGAAAACCCCCCCGAGGGUUCAGCCGUCGGUGGCCAGGAUCAGCACGGCGCCGAAGAUGCCGACGUUGUGUCCGAUCAGCUUCAUCUGGUUCCAGAACUCCACCUUGCGGGUGUGGUGCCAGUAGCCCACGUUGCCGUCGAUGAGCAGGACGACCAGAGGCAGGACGGUGGCCAGAAUCUGAGCCGCCAGACGGAUGUAGCAGCCGGACAGGAAGGCCAGAGCCAGGACCCCGAACAGCACCUCCAGCAGCAUCAGGGUCACCUCUCCCCCGACGAUGUGGUUCAGGUAGGCCAGCCGGUCCUCUUUGCUGUGCUGGAGGGAGUACACCUGGAGGAGACAGAGGAGUACUGCAGGAUUUAAGGAAAUACUAAAAACAAGACAGAUAAAUAAGAUCUACUUUAUUCAUCCCGGAUGAAAUUAUUUUUCCAGAGCACAAUAAACAAAGGUUAGUAGAAUAUACACAAUUACACAGAAAUUAGUAGUAAAAUAGAAAUAAAGAAUGCAAAGUACAAAAUAUAAGUUUCUAAAAAUGUUUGUGUGAAGUGUCACAGUGUGUCUUAAGUAAAUAAAUAAGAAAAAUAAAAUCAGAUAUAACGAGUACAAGAUAUUAAUUGUAUACUAAUACUAAAAACUAGAAAGAUUAACCGAAAAUUCACUGAAGUAAACAGAUGUAUUGCACUUGAGUCUACUCUGCUCUCAGCUCUCGUAGGAGGCGGUCGCACUUUUCCUCGCUCCUCAUCUAUCUCUGUUCCUCCCCACACCCUCAUGUCUUCUGCUUGCUGCAUUUUCGUCUCGUCUGUCUGACUUGGAGCGAUCGCUUGGCACUGGACCUUCAAAACACAGGUCAUGGAAUUGAUUAACUGGUCUCUCAACACAAUUGACAAGAUUGUCGCCACAAAGAGCACAGGCCUAGGGGAGCCUACCUGCCCGGAUGGGAGUUUCGCCUCUGGUUACGUGAUCGACGCCUGGGGGAAGUGGAAGGGGAUCAUGUGCCUGGCACCCCUAUCCGUGGAGGAUGUGGAAGAUGUUUAUAUAUUCGGAUUUAUGAUGACAGGCCUGCUGAUAAUUGGCUUGUUCACUGGCCUGAGCUUCUGGAAAAUCAGGAAAACCGCAGAUCGAAAUGAUGUCCAAACACUGCUGGUCUACGCAAACGAUCGGAUCACAGCUGCCGAUGCUCGGUAUGACGAACUCAAUCGUAAGAUGAACAAUUUGCUUGGUGUGACUGUUGAUUUGAGUCGCAGAUUGGAAGCCAUCAGGGUGAGAAUCGCUACAGCUGGGGUCUAAAACUGUUGAGAGCAGUAGGGGGAAGGUGAAAUUGCUCCUCUCCCCGCCUAAACAUGAAGGAAACUGAUUACAUUCUGGCGCCCCUGGAACAAUAACAAACUCCUCUGGAAGUUUCAUGGCCAAGAGAUAGCUCUCCUACACCCCCCCCCACUUUCCCAAGGACACCUGUUGACUUUUGGACCGGGCCAACCGAGGACGUCUCCAUAGCAACCUUGCUGUGUUAUCGCACUUCCACCCUCGCGAACUGAGACACCGGGGGUCUGAGACAGAAGUAGAUGGGCUACACGCAUACACAAACAUUCGGACUCAUGAACUGAGAACUGAGCUAAACAUUCGCACACACAUGUCCAUACCCCCCUCCCCCCCGCCUCCACAAGCUUUCCUCACUAUACACCAGGAAUCCGUGCACAGAAAUUGCUGCACAGGAACCGGCUAACUGUGCGGUGCUCCCCCCUCCACCUCCCCACAUCCUUAUCCCAACUAUCCUUGUCUAACGUCAUGCUUUGUCUGUUGCGGGUUUGUUUUUUUAGGUUCCUUCUCAAAUUGAAUUUCCCAACAUUGGAGGUUUCAUUUGGUACAACGGGCCUUUUUUUUCAUUUACCCUCUGCUAUCCCUACCCAGAUCCCAACAUGUCCUUUUUCUUUUUUCCUCAAGAAAGGUGCACGCAGCACUGCACAGCAGCCGGAGCUGUGAUUGGCAGGGCAGCUCAAAUGAAAUUUCAUUGUAUAUGAAAGUGUGCAAUGACUAAUAAAGGUUUGAUUGAUUGAUUGA
This is a messenger RNA of Amphiprion ocellaris (clown anemonefish), 5720 nucleotides long. RefSeq names its product leucine-rich repeat-containing protein 17. The transcript is spliced from 3 exons. Gene Ontology annotation, molecular function: protein binding. The coding region runs from base 358 to 1425 and encodes 355 amino acids. NCBI's taxonomy places the organism in Eukaryota, Metazoa, Chordata, Actinopteri, Pomacentridae. The record is from RefSeq and is a predicted model, not a curated record. Gene Ontology annotation, cellular component: plasma membrane.